This is a messenger RNA of Cetraspora pellucida, 216 nucleotides long. The record is from the annotation of a GenBank genome assembly. Lineage: Eukaryota; Fungi; Glomeromycota; Glomeromycetes; Diversisporales; Gigasporaceae.
AUGGGAUUAAUUUUUGAAUUAGAAAUAGGUUCAGAUGUAAAUGCAGAUUCAUGUAUGAAUUUGGGUUCUAAAGUAGGAUUAAUUUCUGAAUUAGAAGUAGAUCCAGAUGUAAAUACAGAUUUGUGUGUGGAUUUGGGUUCUAAAGUAGGAUUAACUUCAGAAUUAGAAGUAGGUUCAGAUGUAAAUGCAAAUUCAUAUGUGGAUUUGGGUUCUAAA